This is a messenger RNA of Hordeum vulgare subsp. vulgare (domesticated barley), 768 nucleotides long. Its product is annotated as pollen allergen Phl p 2-like. The coding region runs from base 113 to 475 and encodes 120 amino acids. The transcript has a single exon. Gene Ontology annotation, cellular component: extracellular region. Lineage: Eukaryota; Viridiplantae; Streptophyta; Magnoliopsida; Poales; Poaceae. The record is from RefSeq and is a predicted model, not a curated record.
CCGCGAGCGCCCAUAUAUAAAUUCCACAUACAUAUAUAGAUCAUCAUACACACAAACCGCUCACGGCUACACAUGCGUAGUUCAGCUUCUAACAAUCUGUCUAGGCUUCGAGAUGGCAUCCUCGAGAAGGUUGCUGGCGGUGGCUGUGCUGGCGGCGCUGGUCGUGGGCGCAUGGUGUGCGGCUCCGGUGACCUUCACGGUGGAGAAGGGGUCGGACGAGAAGAAGCUGGCGGUGCUGGUGACAUACGACUCGCCAGGGGAUAUCUUGUCGGAGCUGGAGAUCCGGCAGAACAACGCCGACGAGUGGGUCGCCAUGACCAGGGGUGAGGGCGACCUGUGGACCUUCGAGAGCGCCGAUCCGCUCGUGCCCCCCUUCAACUUCCGCUACUUCACUAAGAAUGGCAUGAAGAACGUCUACGACAACGUCAUCCCCGCCAAAUACACGAUCGGCGCCACCUACACACCCCAAGGGUAGCGUCUUUCCCUUGACGUAGACCCGCAGAAUUAUGUUUGGUCCAUUUUCCCUGGGUUUUGACAACUUUUAAGACAGAUAGCAUUACGUACUAGCUCUGUAUCAAAAUAUAAGACAUUUUAUAGCUCAAUUUGGUACGAAAAACACUAUUAAUAGAAAAAGUUGUCGGAGGCCACUCUUGUCCGGAUUUUCAUGUAUGUAUAUGUGUUAGAAGGGUUAGAGAGGGAUUGCUGUGGAAUUUGAUGGAUUAAAAAUCCUAGACUAUGUAAUACAUGUACAUCAAAUAUAUCUCUUAC